AAAUUUAUUAAAAAUUUACUCACUUCGGCAUUUUCAAAUUUUUAAUGUUUGUUUUGAAUAGAUUUUAACAAAUUACAGCUUGUUUCAAUGUGUAUAGCAAAGCGCAUAUUUCGUUUGCAUAGCAUUGUCUAUAUCAUGCUCAAGCUGAUAGCAGGUUACAUUAUUUCACCAAGCUUAUAAUAUUUAUAUACGCUCUUAAUUUUGCUACUGGUAUCAAUUGUAUUCGUUUCGUGAAGAAUAGUUUUGUUCCAUCUGUUCACAAUUGCAAAUGUCAAAACUGUUCUCAUGUUAUUAGUCUGUUCAAUAUUGUGCACACGGUGUAUAAAAGACGUUGCUAAAAACUGUAUCUCGACAAUAUUAAUUGUGAUUGUAUACCUCAAAUAAAUAAAAGCGUGGCAAAUAUGUCUAUUAAAUUAACUGCAAAUGUUAAUAAUCCACCUAUUAGUGGUCUUGCUACUGCUCAUCUAAUCAAUGAUGCCGUACCUGUCGAAAUCGUUUGGGGGAACGAAACUUCAUUAGAGUUGCCGGGAAAUCGCCGUUUAGUAUGUCAUUCAAAUAAUGACGUACUACGUGCACUUGCUCGUGCAGCUCCUGACUAUAAAUUAUAUGGAGAAACUGCAAUCGAGCGUACACAAAUAGAUCACUGGCUAUCAUUUUCGCUUACCUGCGAGGAAGACAUUUCGUGGGCAAUGUCUUUUCUAGAUAAAUCCAUAGCUCCGGUAACAUUUUUAGUUUCAAACAAACUAACAAUAGCAGAUUUUGCGUUAUUUAAUGAAAUGCACUCACGUUACGAAUUCUUAAGUGCUAAAGGUAUACCACAACAUGUCCAGCGCUGGUACGAUUUGAUAUCAGCACAACCACUUAUUCAAAAAGUUUUAACCACUUUACCGGAAGAAGCUCGUUCAUCUGUCAAACGCAUCAAUCGUACUAAUGGAAUAAAGGAUCGCGAGACAACACCUUCAAAAACAAGUGAACGUAAACAAGAAGGAAAAUUCGUUGAUUUGCCGGGUGCAGAAAUGGGAAAAGUUAUAGUUCGUUUUCCACCAGAAGCUUCAGGAUUUUUGCAUAUAGGACAUGCCAAAGCCGCUCUUCUUAAUCAAUAUUAUGCUCUAGCAUUUGAUGGUACUUUAAUUAUGCGAUUCGAUGAUACAAAUCCAGCAAAAGAAACAGUUGAAUUUGAAAAUGUUAUUUUGGGCGAUUUGGAGCUCCUGGAAAUAAAACCAGAUUUGUUUACGCACACAUCAAAUUACUUCGACCUUAUGCUAACAUACUGCGAGCAAAUGAUUAACAAUGAUAAAGCAUAUGUGGAUGAUACACCACCAGAUCAGAUGAAACUUGAACGUGAACAAAGAGUAGAAUCUCACAAUCGCACUAACGAUGCCAAGAAAAACAUGUCGAUGUGGCAGGAAAUGAUAAAGGGUACUGAAUAUGGGCAGAAAUGUUGUGUCCGAGCGAAAAUCGAUAUGCAAUCUGCAAAUGGUUGUAUGCGUGAUCCAACUAUUUAUCGUUGUAAAAAUGAACCUCAUCCACGAACUGGCACAAAAUAUAAGGUUUAUCCAACAUAUGAUUUUGCAUGUCCCAUAGUUGAUGCAAUUGAAAAUGUUACACAUACUUUACGCACAAUGGAAUACCACGAUCGCGAUGAACAAUUCUACUGGUUCAUUGAUGCAUUAAAACUUCGUAAGCCAUAUAUAUGGGAGUACAGCCGUUUAAAUAUGACUAACACUGUUCUGUCGAAACGUAAAUUAACCUGGUUCGUUGAUUCUGGACUUGUUGAUGGAUGGGAUGAUCCUCGUUUUCCUACUGUUAGAGGAAUCAUACGUCGUGGUAUGACAGUUGAGGGUCUUAAGGAAUUUAUUAUAGCACAGGGAUCCAGUAAGUCUGUAGUGUUUAUGAAUUGGGAUAAAAUAUGGGCAUUUAAUAAAAAGGUUAUUGAUCCGAUUGCACCGCGAUACACUGCCUUGGAAUAUAACAAUCGUGUAUUAGUUAAUGUAGCUGGAGCAAAAACUGAACGUAUAGAAGUACCUGUGCAUCCCAAAAAUGAAAGUCUCGGCAAGAAAUCAAUAACACUCGCACCACAAAUUUAUAUUGACCAAGUCGAUGCAGAAGCGCUGAAGGAAGGAGAAAACACUACUUUUAUUAACUGGGGAAAUCUUUUGAUAAAUAAAAUAAAUAAAGAUACAAAUGGUAAAAUCACUUCCAUUGAUGCUUCGUUAAAUUUGGAUAAUAAGGACUUCAAGAAAACGCUAAAACUUACUUGGUUAGCUGUUGAAAAUGAUGUACGAGAGUACCCACCAACUUUCUGUGUAUAUUUCGAUCACAUCAUAAGUAAACCGGUACUGGGAAAAGAUGAAGACUUUAAACAAUUUAUAGGGCACAAGACUCGGGAAGAAGUUGAAAUGCUAGGUGAUCCAGAAUUAAAGAAAUGUAAAAAAGGCGAUAUUAUACAAUUGCAACGUCGUGGUUUCUUUAAAGUCGAUAAUGCAUACGCCCCGCCAAGUGUUUACAGUGGUGUCACAUCACCAAUUGUGCUAUUCUCCAUUCCUGAUGGACAUACGAAAGAUAUGCCAUCUUCUGGUUUGAAAAUUAAUGCUGCAACUGCAACAGACACAAAUAAAAACGUUGCUCCAUUGUCAAAAAAACAGAACGAAUCCGAUUUGGAUAAGAAAAUAGUUAACCAAGGCGAUUUUGUACGCAUUCUUAAAAAUAAAAAGGCACCAAAAGCUGAAAUCGACGUCGAAGUCAAAAAGCUGCUUGAACUCAAGGCAGUCUACAAGUCAUCAACUGGCAAAGACUGGAAACCUGGACAGAGUGCAACAAAUACACAAAGUGCCACGACCACAUCAGGCGAUGCGCACACACUAAAUGAAAAAAUAAUUACACUUGGAGAUUCUAUACGUGAAUUGAAAUCUAAAAAGGAAUCAAAAACAAUCAUAGAGACUCAAGUUAAAGCCCUUUUAGAUCUCAAGGCUGAGUAUAAAUCAGUUACUGGACAAGAUUGGAAGCCAGGAGUAGUUGCACCAAUCGUUGUCAAAAAGGAAAAGUCUUUAGAUGCUGUUGAUAGCAGUAUAAUCGAGUCUUUACUAAGCAAAAUAACUCAACAAGGGGAUAAAAUUCGAGAACUUAAGUCUGCAAAAGCAAACAAAGCUACCAUAGAGCCAGAAGUAAAAGUAUUACUUGCACUUAAAACGGAUUAUAAAAAUCUAACAGGUCAGGAUUGGAAAAUUGGCGCUACAGCACCUCAGCAAACCGAUGUCACAGCGGAAGUAAUAAAAAUUGAUCUAACCAGUGAAUCAAAUAAUUCAGAGUUAGAAAGCAUUUUAGAAAAAAUCCAAAGUCAGGAUAACAAAAUCCGUGAAUUAAAAUCGCAGAAAGCUCCUAAAUCAUCUAUAGAACCAGAAGUUCAAAUUUUACUUAAACUAAAGUCUUCGUAUAAAACACUAACAGGUAAAGAUUGGACACCUGAAGCAAAAAUGGACAGAACUAAAGCAGCAACUACACCUAACAUAUCUUCGGCAACCGAAAAAGAACUACUUACGAAAGAAAUAAACGAGCAAGGCGAGAAAGUGCGUACAGCUAAAACCAAAAACGCAUCAAAGGACGUAAUUGACGCUGAAGUUAAGAAGUUAUUAGCGCUUAAAGCUAAAUACAAAGAAGUUACUGGCACAGAUUUCCCCGUAGCUGGACGUGGAAGUAGCAGUUCUGCAAAGAAAACCAACGAAAAAGCUACUAAGACCCAAAAAACUGAAUUGAAAAAUGCCUCGAAAACGGAAACACCAACUGGCGCUGUUAAGAAACAAACUCGUUUAGGCCUUGAAGCAACCAAAGAAGACAAUCUGCCUGAGUGGUACACACAAGUUAUAACCAAAGGUGAACUUAUUGAAUACUAUGACGUUUCCGGCUGUUACAUUCUACGACAUUGGUCAUUUGCUAUUUGGAAGUAUAUAAGAUCUUGGUUUGAUGGCGAAAUAACAAAAAUGGGGGUAAAAGAAUGUUAUUUCCCGAUGUUUGUUUCAAAAGCAGCUUUAGAAAAGGAGAAAACGCAUAUUGCUGACUUUGCACCUGAAGUAGCUUGGGUUACUAAAUCCGGUGAGUCUGAUUUAGCUGAGCCAAUUGCAGUACGUCCAACGUCUGAAACAGUUAUGUAUCCUGCAUAUGCAAAAUGGGUUCAGUCAUAUCGUGAUUUACCGAUUCGCCUAAAUCAAUGGAAUAACGUAGUCCGUUGGGAAUUUAAACAUCCGCAACCAUUUUUACGUACACGAGAAUUUCUUUGGCAAGAGGGACAUAGCGCUUUUGCAAACAAAUCCGAAGCUGAAAAAGAAGUUUUAGAUAUAUUAGAAUUGUAUGCACAAGUCUACACAAAUCUCAUGGCAAUACCAGUCGUUAAAGGACGAAAAACGGAAAAGGAGAAAUUUGCAGGUGGUGAUUACACAACUACAGUUGAAGCAUUUAUAUCUGCUUCAGGUCGUGCAAUUCAGGGCGCAACAAGCCAUCAUUUAGGACAAAACUUUUCAAAAAUGUUUGAAAUCGUUUUCGAAGAUCCGGAAACUCAGCAAAAAGAAUUUGCAUGGCAGAAUUCAUGGGGUAUAACAACGCGUACUAUUGGUGUUAUGAUUAUGGUUCAUUCUGAUAAUCAAGGAUUGGUUUUGCCGCCACAUAUAGCGUGCAUUCAAGCAAUCAUUGUACCAUGUGGAAUUACUGUUAACACGAAAGAAGAUGAACGGGAACAAUUAAUGCAAUCAUGUAAAAAUCUCGAAAGACAAUUGAGUGCGAAAGGUAUACGUUGCGAAGGAGAUUACCGUGAUAAUUACUCUCCAGGCUGGAAAUUCAAUCAUUGGGAAUUAAAAGGUGUUCCUAUUCGUAUUGAAGUCGGACCUAAAGAUAUGAAAGCAAAUCAAAUUGUAGCAGUACGCCGCGAUUCAGGUGAAAAAUUGAUUUUAGCUUUGGAUGAUGUCGACUCAAAAAUUCAGCAACUUCUUGAAACAAUUCACGAUAGCAUGUUGGCGAAAGCACAAUCAGAUUUGGUUCAGCACACAAAAAUAACAAAGAACUGGUCCGACUUUUGCAUGUUUUUAGAUCAGAAGAAUAUAUUACUUUCUCCAUUCUGUGGUGAAACGUCAUGCGAAGAUAAAAUCAAAGCCGAUAGUGCAAGAGAUCAAGAAGCUGAGCCUGGUGCUCCAGCUAUGGGUGCUAAGUCGUUAUGCAUACCAUUCGAUCAACCAGCUGCCAUAACAGUAGCUGACAAAUGCAUUCAUCCAAGCUGCACAAAUAAACCUAAAUUUUACACGCUGUUUGGGCGUAGCUAUUAAAAAGCAUGUAAAAAAUUGGGAUUCAAUUCGAUUGAAUUUAAUAAAAAUAAAUUAAACUUUUAAUGUUAUACAUAUUUGAAAAAACUUUUACAAUUUUGUUAA
Messenger RNA from Teleopsis dalmanni, 5411 nucleotides. Its product is annotated as bifunctional glutamate/proline--tRNA ligase-like. Gene Ontology annotation, molecular function: glutamate-tRNA ligase activity; proline-tRNA ligase activity; ATP binding. NCBI's taxonomy places the organism in Eukaryota, Metazoa, Arthropoda, Insecta, Diptera, Diopsidae. Gene Ontology annotation, cellular component: cytoplasm; aminoacyl-tRNA synthetase multienzyme complex. Gene Ontology annotation, biological process: glutamyl-tRNA aminoacylation; prolyl-tRNA aminoacylation; translation. The record is from RefSeq and is a predicted model, not a curated record.